AUGGAGGUUGUGUUCGGAUCAGUGCCUUAUUUGUUGGUGAUGAGCCUGUUUUUGUUCACUGUUCAGUGUGUGCAAGCUGCUAACUAUCAAGCUGGCAGUCAGAUUCCUGUUUACGUGAACAAAAUUGGUCCAUAUGACAACACACACGAAACGUAUCAUUUUUAUAAAUUGCCAAUUUGCCGUCCCUCUAAGAUGGUAUUCAAAAGUUUAUCAUUAGGACAAGUACUUGAAGGCGACCGUAUUGCUGAAUCAAAUUUCAAGCUUAAGUUCGCAGAAAACCGAACCUAUGAGUCGUUGUGUGGCAAGAAUCACAUCACAGAGGAUGACUUCAAUAUUCUGAAAAGGGCGAUUGAGGAUGAAUUCUAUUUUGAACUUAUUGUUGACGAUAUUCGUGUUCGAUCGUUUGUUGGCGCUGUUGAAGAGCAGAACACAUUUCCACACACCCACAAACUGUAUCUCUUCAAUCAUUUCGUAUUCGAUAUCAAAUAUAAUCCCGAUAUCGGAGAGAUAAUCACAGUGAGGUUAAAAUCGGACUUGGAUUCAGCCAGAGAAAUAUCGACAGUACAACGCGAUCAAAUCGAAUGGUUUUACACUGUUCGUUGGACUAAGACUAAGUAUGAAACCAAACGUGAAGACGAUACGAUGGCAUUCUUCAAUCCGCGAAGCGCGAAAAUUCAGUGGAUGUCUAUAUUAAAUUCAAUACUUCUAGUCGUUUUACUUAUCAUAUUUGUGUCAUUCAUUUUGCUGUCUGUUGUGAAACGUGACUUGAAUCGCUACAAUCAAGUGGAUAAUGAUAGAGAUGACGAUUUAUUCAUGGAGAAUGGAUGGAAAACGAUAUCAACCGAUGUUUUCAGAGUGCCAAAAAAUGCGCAUAUUAUUGCAGCCAUAUUGGGUGUUGGAUCGCAAUUCAUUUUCUUGAUAUUCAUAAUACUGGUAAUUGGCUCGACGAAUAUCGUGAAUGUACAUCGACACGGUGUUUUGAGUGCAUUUGCAGUUGUCCUUUAUGCAUUCACUUGUGGUAUAUCCGGCUUUGUAUCAGCACGUAAAUAUUUUCAUUUUGGUGGCACUGAAUGGAUUAAGAAUGCAAAUUUAACAACGGGACUGUUCACAGUACCGAUGUUUUUGGUAUGGUCACUGAAUAACACUAUAUCAUGGUUAUAUAGUUCCACUCAAGCAUUACCCUACACGACGAUUAUCGCCCUUGCGCUAUUAUGGCUAUGUAUCGGGUAUCCACUCACCGUGGUCGGUGCUGCAAUCGGCAAGAAUAUAACUAACAGUUAUUCAGCUCCUUGUCGGACCAGAAACGUUCCUCGUCAACUUCCCGUCCUACCGUGGUACCAUUCAACGCUAUGCUUCGCCUUCAUCGGAGGUUUUCUGCCUUUCAGUGCAAUCUCUGUCGAACUCUAUUAUAUGUUUUCCUCAGUGUGGGGUCGUGAUGUUUAUAUAUUAUUCUAUGUGAUCCUGAUAACGUUUGUGAUAUUGAUUAUGGUUGUUUCCACUUCAUCAGUUGUAUUAACGUAUUUUCAACUGAAUGCUGAAGAUUAUCGCUGGUGGUGGCGAUCAAUUACCAGCGGAGGAUCGCUGAGUAUUUUUGUGUUUGCUUAUGGAGUAUUCUUUUAUGCGUAUCGUUCCGAAAUGUCCGGAAUACUACAGACGACACAAUUUUUCACUUAUUUAUUAUUGUUAUGUUACGUAUUCUUUUUGAUUAUGGGCACUGUUUCAUUCUUUGCAUCGCAUGUUUUCGUGCGUUUUAUCUAUUCAAAUAUCAAAACCGAUUGA
Molecule: messenger RNA, 1779 nt
Organism: Anisakis simplex (herring worm)
Lineage: Eukaryota; Metazoa; Nematoda; Chromadorea; Rhabditida; Anisakidae
Source: the annotation of a GenBank genome assembly